AUGUCGGUGGCGCAGGACCGGCUGGAGCCGGCGGACGAUUGCGUCUCGGAUGUCUUUGAAAUUGUGCUCCCCAUUACCAUCUUGGAGCUGAGCGACGUCGAUUUUCUCGAAGAUGACGCCGAGGAGGGAGCAGCUUCUGCGUUGGAGGAACAGAAUGAGCAGGAGAUUGACUUAAUCAGCAGCGCUCUCCUAAAAACCAAUGUGACACCUUCAGAUGACAGUAACAGUGUAAGCAUUUGCGAAGAAAAUAACACUUCUUCAGAUACGAUUGACAGUAGGGAUUACUGUGAUGAAGAAUGCCUUGCUAAGAGUGUCUGUGGCAGAUCAGAACCAUCUUUAAGUGAUUGGUGUGUUGCAGGCACAGAUAAAUGUAGUCAAAAUAAUGUGUUCCCAACAUCAUCUUGCAAAACAGUGCUUACAGAGGUGAACGAAACCAGUGACAGAAAAGAAGGUGAUGGUGAUGAUGGCUUUAAGAUUCCUCCUUUCCUUUCCUCUGCUCACAAUGAGACCAUUAAGCCAAGCAGACAGUUGGCCCGGGCGACGACACCCAGACACGAAGAGGAACUUGUCAGCAUUGCAAGCCUGCUGUUUGGUGGCAGUCAAGGGGAACAACCAGAAAUCCACAAGGAGGUGGAGGACGUUGUUCGAAUGAAAGAUGCUCAUUCUUCAAAGAAUGGAACUAAUGAAGCUAAUAACAGAAAGAGAAAGAGAACCAGAUUUGAAGAGGAAACUCCAAGUUCUGGUUUGGAACAUGACUUGAAAGAAGAACCAGAAUUUACCUAUAACUGUUCUGCUCCGUUUCUUAAUGGAUGUUCUCCUUCAGAAGAAUUGCUAAAGAACAUAGGGAAACCAGAGAUAAAUGCUUCCGCUUCUACAGAAUCAAGUACUACUGGGGACCAUAUUAAUAAGACAUUAAAGCCAUUUCCUAAGAAAAGAUACCGGAAAGAAAAAGUUGUUUCUCCUCAUGCAGACCCAGAGGAAUUCCUAAGCCAGCAAGAAGGUUCAGCAUGGCUAAGUAAUAUUGUGACCAUGAAACCUUUUCCUAAGCAUGAAAGAUUGAGUUUGAAGUGCAGUCCUAGGAAUUUUAUUCGGCACAUGAAGGGACAUAAAGGGAGACCACCGUACCAGUGUCCUCGAUGCGAUUACUCCUGCUUUAGUUUAUCCUAUCUGUUAAAGCACAUGUACUGGCACGCUGGCUAUAAGCUGUACCAGUGCAGGUUUUGCACCUUUUUUUCUUUAUAUUUUGCAAGCAUGGUAAGGCAUAGCUACGUGCACACGGGGGCUAAACCGUAUUCUUGUGAGCUGUGUCAGUUGGCAUUCGCAAGCACCACUGAGUUAAAGAGACACAGAAGACGACAUGCAGGCAAAGAAACACGCCAAGGGCAGCAACUCGACAUCAUAAGUGGAAGAAAGGUAACUGGAAGACCGUUAAAGAAUUACACAUGUGAUGAAUGUAACAUAGUGUUCUACACUAGAGGACAUCUCAGCAUUCAUAAGAAGUUCCAUGAACAGUUUAAGGCUACUACAAAUGGUUAUAGGAAUCGGAGCAAUAAGUAUCGCAAAACCAAAGUACACAGAAGUAAUGAUGGUUUCCGGGACUCUGUUUCUCUGUCUCAUUCUGGUAGAGAAAAUGAUUGUUUCAGUGGGGGCAUGCUGGCUCCAGAAGUAGACUUUGAGCAGGCAGAUAAUGUGCAUGACAAUAAGAAAAUGUGCUCUGGAAAGAAAUUCCCUGAAAACAGCCAAGGAAGGAACAGCUUGACUGCUAUUAGGAGUAGAUCAGAAGUUCCUCUGGAUUCAUACAAAACGGACACUGGGAUUUGCAAAUCUCUCCUCAACUCCAAGGCCCGUCACUCGCAAGCUCAAGAUAAUGAUGCAUAUCACAGAUUCGUGGAAAAGUUGAAGGAUACAUGGCCUUCCAAUUUGUCUCCAUUCAAAACAUACAAGUGCCAACACUGCAGUUACGCUACUGGUGUUCAUAGCGACUUUAAGCUGCAUCUAAAACUACAUACGGAUGAAAGACCAUUUGCGUGUAAAGAAUGCAGUAAGACGUUUAAAACAUCAAACCAGUUGCAGAAGCACAGCCUUAUUCACAUAAAGAACAGAUAUGAGUUUAGCCGUUGCUUCUAUGUAGAUAGCAGUUUAGAGAAUCUUGAACUGCACCGUGAAAUGCGUGUAGGCAUGUAUCCGGAAAGAGAUUUUUGUUCCUCGGAAGGUUCAAACGGAAUCGGUUCCUUGCUUGGUUCGGAAGUCUGUGGAGUGCAGCCAGAUGUCCAGAGGCGCAAAGGAAAUGAUUUGCUAGCACAAAGUCAGCCACGGUUCUACCAGUGUGCAGAGUGUGAGUACACUACCUACAUUUUAGGCAAUCUUAAACUACACGUGAGGACUCACACAGGUGAGAAACCUUACAGCUGCAGUGUUUGUCAGAAGAGGUUUCCCCACAGUGGAAACUUGAAGUCACACCUGAGAAUUCACACAGGGGAGAAGCCCUUCAAGUGCAGUCGGUGCGCUGUGGCUUUCCGCACAUCCAGCCACCUGAAGCGCCACUUUGUGACUCAUUUAAAGCUGCGCUGCAGAAGAAUGAGGGCUGGCAGUGGAUUCAUCCAGCGUUUUGAUCCAGAGAGUGAAACAUGGGGUACUGGUUUGUUCCAGGUUCUUCUGAGAGCUUCAGUUCUAGCACAGGUGGUGGUUAAUGAGAUCUUGGCGGUGCUUUUUCAUGCCCAAAUAGAUAAUAUCUCGCAGAGCCUUUCUGGUAACAUAGGAGACAGGUUGGAAUUAGUUGCCCAGAGAGGUGGUGGAGUUCCCAUCUUUGGAGAUACUCAAAAGAGACCUGAACAUGGUCCUGGGCAACCAACUUUGGGUGGCCCUGCUUGA
Mesitornis unicolor (brown roatelo) is the source of this 2871-nucleotide messenger RNA. RefSeq names its product zinc finger protein 26-like. Lineage: Eukaryota; Metazoa; Chordata; Aves; Mesitornithiformes; Mesitornithidae. The transcript has 7 exons. The record is from RefSeq and is a predicted model, not a curated record. The coding region runs from base 1 to 2871 and encodes 956 amino acids.